AGAGGAAAACAGGAUGAUGAUGAUGAUGAUGAUGAUGAUACUGAUUUACUUCUACCCCGCUGCUCUUCAGAGCGGCUUCCAAAGCAGAACCAGCUCUCUGUGGAGAAAAACAUCUUUGAGGAAACUCCUGAGGAAAAAAGGGAACAGAAGGGCGAUUCGGCCGCCUUUCAGCCCCAUCUUUCAGCCUGAGAGAAACUGUCAACCGACCUGAGGCCAUUUUUUUCAGGCUGGACUACAUUUUCCAGAGACAUGACUUUUCAGCCGCCUCCUCCCUGACCCUGAGGCGAAAAGCCUACUGCCAGCCUCCCUCCUGAGGCAGGCUUUUCGGACAGGCAGAUUUUCUGAGGACCCUCCUGAGCUACAUUUUUCAGAUCAAAGUACAUUUUUGUUCUGGGGAUAAAUUUUCAGCCACGGCCUGAGGGAUCAUUUUGGCCGCUUUCCUGAGGUGAAUUUGGAGGCCUGAGGUAAAAUUUCUGCCUCCCUCUGGAGGUUAAUUUUUACGGCCUGAAGUAAACAUUUGGCCACUUUCCAAAGGUAAAUUUUUAUGGCCUGAAAUAAAAUUUCAGCUGCUUUCCUGAAGUAAAUGUUGAGACCUGAAGUAAAUUUUGAAACCUGAGGUAAAAUUUCCGCCUCCCUCCUGAGCUAAAUUUUUACGGCCUGAGGUAAAAUUUUGGCUGCUUUCCAGAGGUCAAUGUUUAUGGCCUGAGAUAAAGUUUUGGGCGCUUUCCUGAGGUAAAAUGUCUGCCUCUCUUCUGAGGUAAAUUAGGCCGCUUUCCUGAGAGAAGGUUUGGGCUGCUUUCUGGGUAAAAUUUCCGCCUCCCUUCUGAGGCCAGCUCCGCUCUGUCUUUUCCCAGGUGGGUAGCCAUCCUUUCCCAGCAGGAUCUGCAGGAGGCUCAGCCAACUCUCUGUUUAAGGUCAACUCCUCGCCCAGUAAUCCCUGGUGCCAUAUGCCUCUUUCAUGGACCUCCUUUUUGGGUCCAGGCCAUGGGUGCGAAGGAUGCUGCCAGAAGCUACAUGUCACCUUCCAGGUGUUACCUAAAUUGCAGGGGGUCCCAAGAGGGCACCCACAAAUUGCAUUCAAUGGGGACAUUGAUUUAGCGGAAUAGGAAAUAGCCAGAGGGCUUUGGUAACAUAAAAAUGAAGGAUCCUAAAGGUUUGUGUAUCAGUUCUGAGUCCCAAAGAGCUCCAGAGCCAGGUUCUAAAUGGCUUUACACUGGGUCCUCCACAUUCGCUGGAGUUAAAGUUACAGGGCUCCCAAGAAAAUGGAAAACCCCAAAUAAAAGACCACUAUUUUUUUACCUGAGAGAACACCUCUCUAGGAAUCUCUAGGUCCUCCAGCACAACUCUAUGGUCAACAUCUGCCAGGGAUUGACCAUAGGAUCAUGCUGGAGACCCACAGAUGCCCAGAGAAGUGCUUUCUUUAGUGAUCUCUAGAUCCUGCAGCUCAACUCUAGGGUCAGUUUCCAGCAGAGAAAUGGACUUAAGCCAUCGGCAGAAUUAAAAACAAACACACAAUUAAAGAAAAACAACAACUGAUCAGCUAAAAAGGUUAAAGCAGUCCUUCCAAAUCUCCACCUGUUUAGUUUUAAAUGGCUUUUAAGCUGUUUUUUAAACCCAUCUUAUUUGAACAUGUCCGAUCGCUUGAUGUUUUCAGGUUCUUUAAACCUUUUGAGCUGAUCUUAUUGAAUGCCAGCCUGCAAUCCUUGGAUAUAAAUCCUUGGAAUCGGCUGAGGUUUGGCUCCAGGACCCCCCCCCCCCCCCCCCCCGCCAUGAAGACCAAAAUCCAUGGAUGCUCAAGUCCCAUCAAGUCCCAUGGGGUAUCAUCAUCAUCAUCUUGGUAUCCUCUGGGGUUUGGGUCCAGAUAUACCAACCUCUGGAGGCUCAAGUCCCCUUCAAUGCAAUUUUAAAAAAAUACAAUUAAAAACAUUAAAAAAUGAACAUCAAAGUAUGAAAACACAUGACUCAUGAGAAGAAUAAAAUGCUGUUUUAAAAAUGUAAAUGUAUUUUAAGCGUUUUAAUCUUUUAAAGCACUUGAUUUUAGUAUGGAAUUUGGUUUAAUUAUUGUAGUAAUUUAAUUCUGUUUUAAUGUACUAUUUUUGUAUGUUUUUAACUGUACGGUGUCUUUUAAUGUUGUCAGGCGCCCGGAGUCCCAGCCCUGGCAGAAGGGCAGGAUAACAAUAACAAUAAUAAUAAUAAUAGCAAUUAAAAACAAUACAAGUAAAUAGUGUUUUGUGGGUUUUCCAGGCAAUGUGCCCAUGUUCUAGAAGCCCACAAAAAACGAUGGAUGCCGGCCAUGAAAGCCUUUGGCUUCACAAUACGAAUAAAGCAAUACAGAAUUCCCCGCCUGCUCUUUAAAGACUUUCUCUUUUAAAAGCCUGUCGGAAUAAAAAUAUCUUAGAUUCCCGACGGAAGGACAAGCAGCAGAGAUAUAUUACAACAAGUACCUGAAGUAGUUAAGUCAGUUCCUUUAUGUGUCCCGGGUUGUGUUUGUGGCAGCACAGCCGGAAAGAUGUGCACGCGCUGGAACUACAGUAAGGCCUCUCUCCAGGCUCCUCCGCUGGACUACUCCUUCCGGGGCAUCAACUUCAUGCAAGAUCUGCUGUCGGAAGAGCCUCGCCCGGGCCUCAAACCCAUCAAGGUGUCAGAAGAAGGCCGGCUCCUGACCCAGGCCAUCUGGCUCAACAACAACACCCUCAAUGACCUGACAGACUUCCAAGACAUCAUGAGCAAGCUGCUGGAAUAUCCUGAAGACAUCUAUUGGAUUGACCUCUCCUUCAACGACCUGCCCAUCAUUGAUCCGGUGCUGACCACCUACUACAACCUCCGAAACCUCACGCUCCACGGGAACAGCAUCCAGCAUCUGUCGGAGGUGGACAAACUGGCCGUCCUGCCCCACUUGCGGAGCCUGACUCUGCACGGCAACCCCAUAGAAGAAGAGAAGGGGUACAGGAGCUACGUCAUCUCCACCUUGCCCAACUUGAAGUCCUUCGACUUCAGCGGCGUCACAAAGCUUGACCGCUCGACAGCCAACGUCUGGAGGCGCAUGAACAUCAAGCCCAAGGUGGUCCGAAAGAAACGGGACAACUACUGACUGCCACGUUGCUUUGUUCCACUCUGCCUGGGGUUGGCGGGAACAGCAGCAGGGCUGCUGGCUUGGGAGGAAGAGUAGAAGUCUGCACCCCAUUUAGCAAUAAAGCCAUAGAGCAGCUUUGCCUGGCAGGUGAUGGAUGAUGACCGGAGGAAGGGUGCCACGAGGGAGAGGGAGCCAUGCUCUCGGAUGUGUCCCUGCACAGAGCACUACUGGGCCUAAAUCAGGUUGGGAAUCAUUUAGCCUUCCAGGAGGUAUAGGACUGCCAACUUACACAUUGGCCAUGCUGGCUGGAGGUAAUGGGAGUUGUAGUAAGGCCACCUCUGGGGUGAUGCAUGAGUCUCACUCCUGCUUUAACUGGAGUCUCAGAUCCACUUCCAAUGCCACCUUAUUACCAUACUCACAGGUUUUGCAUUUCUAUGGCUGUUCAUACUGUCAUAAAGGUCCUUCCAGUUUGCUCCAUGCACCUGAGGAAGGAGACUUGAGUCUAUGAAAGCUCAUGGCUAAAAGUGCUGCAAGAUCCCUUUGCGUACUGAUAUUCCUGAGUAACAUGGCAACGUCUCUGAAGGACGUUGUCCGCUUGAGGAGUUGAGCUGGUGGUGGCGCAACAUGGCCAAUUGGUGAAUUAUGAUCUUUCUCAACCAAAUGCACAAUGUUUAUAAUGUGUUCUGCUACAGCUGAUUUUUCUGGGUGACCCAAUCUUCAGCGUCUCCCAUGGUCCUUGAUUUAUGUUUGAACGUUGCGCUUGGUGAUCCCUAUGGAGACUUGUCCACACCUGCACCGUAUGCGCUCAACUCCUGCGGCCGCAAGUGGGUCUCGCCUGUCCUUUGCCGAGUGAAGCAUUUGCUGGGUUUUCUUGGUCAGUUUGUAGAUCAUCUGGAGAUCAUGUUUCCUCAUCAAUUUCCUAUUCUGUCUGUAACCUCUUUGAUGUAUAGUAAAAAAAAAUACCUUUCCUUUGAACAGAUUAAAAAGCUGGGCCAAAACUAA
Molecule: messenger RNA, 4075 nt
Organism: Sceloporus undulatus (fence lizard)
Lineage: Eukaryota; Metazoa; Chordata; Lepidosauria; Squamata; Phrynosomatidae
Gene: LRRC51
Product: leucine rich repeat containing 51
Exons: 5
Coding region: 2510-3091 (193 amino acids)
Molecular function (GO): protein binding
Source: RefSeq, a predicted model, not a curated record